Molecule: messenger RNA, 2842 nt
Organism: Prorocentrum cordatum
Lineage: Eukaryota; Dinophyceae; Prorocentrales; Prorocentraceae
Source: the annotation of a GenBank genome assembly
AGGGCCGUUCUUGGAUCGGCAUACGGCUUUAGGUCGCAGCCACCUUUGUCCGCGGGAACGCAUCAGACGCAAUGGCGCUACAUAUGCACCCUGCAGACUGGGAUGCAGCACAAACUCAGGAAUGGUUAGAGUCGCAAUGUUUUUUCCCAUCGUUCGCAGGGCAGGAAUUAAGCGGUCAAGACAUACUCUCGCUUAGUGAGGAUGAGGCCAGGACCAUGGCGGGCGGGCAGUUCGAUCAAUUCUGGCAAUUGGCAGAGCGACUUCGCAAGGUUGCAGACGACAGCUCUUUGCUGUGUGCGCUUCGUUGUCAACAGGAGGAUGCAGAUACCAUUGUCGCGGGGCUUAUCGCAGACGACAUUGAGGGGUACCUCCGGGAUAGUUUCUUUGCGCAGGAGUUCCAUCACAGCAUUUUGAAGCAGAGGCGUGUUGAGGACAAUGAUCGUCUUCUCGCGCUGAAGCUAAGUGAGGAUUGGGCGAACGCAUCUGACCAGGAUGCGCACAUGCUCAAUGUAUUUGCACAAGAGGAGGCACUCGCGGCCGAGGAUGCCAACUUUGCAAGGUGCGUGCACGAGCUUCCGGAUGGCGCCGCAUACGUCUUGACCGAUUUGAAGUUCAAUGGCAGCGACCAGGAUGAACAAGUGGCUACAGGGCCUCCAGGAGAGCCACGCGAAUCGCUAUUGCCUGAGGUCACCGUGCCGGGGAUAUCUGCGGAGACUGAAUGCACAGAUGCAACCGAAGCAGCACAGGGACUAGACGCUGGGGGGUGCGAGGUGGUGGACCGCCGCAGCGUCGAUUCAAAACCUGUCAGCAUUGAAGAGUACGGAGAGCAGCCAGACACAAUACAGGAUGACACCGAACUCCCCCCAUUGGAGGAUGUGGAAAUGUGCGGCUGUCUCGCGUGCCUCGGCAAUUUCCCUCUGGAGUUCAUGGUCGCACUUCCUUGCCGGCAGCAUACGAUGUGUCCUGAAUGCUUCAGGCAACUUUGUUGUUCUGGACUGCGUGACGUAUCCCUCCUACCAGUGUCAUGCUGUGGAGUUCGCGUGCCCGCCGAUAUCGUGCAGAAGGUGCUGGACACCAGCGAGUUCGAACAGUACCUGCGCCUCGUUCAGGAGAAACUGGCAGCUCACAAGAUGUACUGCCCAUCCUGUUCCUGCUUCAUCGACCUGGACAACCUGAUGUCGUUGGAGAGGGCCACCGAGAUCUCGUGCCCAAGGUGCUCUGAGGCCUUGUGCAGUAAAUGCAAGUCAGGCUGGCAUCCUGGAGCGUCUUGCUCAGAUCAACCUGCAUCACCAGAGGACGUUGUUUUCGAGGAAACCGCGGCACAGCAUGGAUGGAAGCGAUGCCCUGGCUGUGCGUACUUCGUCAGCUUGAGACUCGGGUGCAACCAUAUUACAUGCCGCUGUGGUUGCGAAUUCUGCUACGCGUGUCUCGCCGACUGGUCGAACAACACCAAGACUUGUGAUUGCCCACUGUGGGAUGAACAGAACUUGUUACUAGAGGAAGAGCGCAGGCAGAAUAAUCGCGAAGAACAGCUGGGCCGCCCUCUGAGACGUCAAGAGAGGCUGGACGUGCGCCUGCAGCUAGAGCACGACAACCGUGUUGGUAACGAAUGUAACCACCGCAGUAAGCAGAGCUUCGUUUACAGAGAGUUUCAGAAGGCUCGGACUAAGAGUGGUUUGCGGACCUGCGACAACUGCUCAAAUCCUAUAACAGCGUACGCCUAUGAGUGCCAGGAAUGUCGCAUGCGCAUCUGCAGCACCUGCAUGCACAAUAGGAGGAUCGCAUAACAUGCGACCCUCGACGCGUGUCCGCACUGCCACAGCGCAGUCGGCUAGUGCCCGUGAGCUGCAGUCGCAUCGAGUCGUGCGCUGGCACGUCUGCACAUGCGAUCAGUCAGCCACCGCGGGCUUGCUGCGAGCGUAGUGGCCGCUCCAGCGCUCCGAGUCCGGGCCUGGCGUGCGCCUGCGGCCCCUUUCCGAGUGCGCUGCCGGGCAUGUCCCGCCGCCGUCUUGGGGAAACUGCGUAGAACACCGCCGCUGGAUCAGAUUUUCCGACUCGGUGCAGGGCCAGCCUGCCUGUCGUCAAGGGGGCCCCGGCCUCGGGGGCCGCUGGGCCGGUGCCGGGGCCCCCGUCCCGCUCGGCGAGCGCGGCGGGGCCGUCGGACCUGCGACCGGGCUCCCGCCGCUGCCUGCGCUGCAGAGGCGUCGAGGAGCCCGAGCUCCGCGCCGCGCGGUGGUCUUCGUUGUCCGACGAGCCUGGGCUGCGUGGGCUGGCAGGCAGCCUGCGCAGGCUUCGCCCUCGCCAUUUCUCUCGCGACCCCCUCCCCUCCUCGCCCUCCUCCUCCUGCUCCUCCUCUCCCUCCCUCCUCUCCCUCCCUCCCCUCCCUCCCUCCGCCGCCUCCUCCUCCUCUCGAGCUCGAGUCCUGGGCUGGAGGCGCUGGACGCGGCACAGUCCGAACGGCAAGAGCAGUUGGCCAUCCCCUCCGGCGUCUCCCCUGGGCUCCAGUGCCCGGCCCGGCUUGGGUCGACGGGCCGGCCCCCUGCCGGUCCUCUCCGCCUGGCUCCACCCCGUUUAGCCUGAGCUCCGCUGCCAGGUAGCCAUCUCUGCGAUUUAGCGCGUGCGAGGCCCAGCGCUUGUACAAAGGCCUUACGCUUUUCUCGUUCACUUCUCCUGCUCUCGUCCACGAUUCAGUGGGACUCGUGCUGCUAUAAACGCGCCGGCAUGCGCGUGGAGUCAGGCGUCUUCAGAUGGUACAGGGCUAUCAUCGGAUGCAUCGUUUGGACCGGUGCGUCGCACAGCUUCAUUUGCUGUUAUUGAUUGGAGUCUGCGGAUAUACAAGAAA